AUGCAGAAGUUUGACAACUGCGUCCUGCUGACCCGCGUCGGUGGCUUCUACGAGCUGUACUUUGAGCAUGCCGAGGAGUACGGGCCUCUCCUGAACCUCAAGGUUGCUCAGAAGAAGACCAGCGCCGGCCCUGUCCCAAUGGCCGGGUUUCCCUUCUUCCAGUUAGAUCGCUUCCUUAGGAUACUAGUUCAGGACCUGAGCCGAUACGUUGCUAUCGCUGAGGAGUUUCCCAAUGAUGCCUCUGAGAAGGUAAAGUCAGGUGGCCUGAUGCAUGACCGCCGAGUUGCUCGCAUCAUCACCCCUGGAACCCUGAUCGAUGAGAAUUUUAUGGAUCCCUAUGCCAGCAACUAUGUUAUGGCCAUCCACCUUCCGGAGCAAGACCAUGCCGAGGAGACGCCUAUCGAAAAAGAUGCCCAUAGUAAUCUAUCUCCUACAGACCUCUCCAGUCCUUCCUCACCUAUAGGUCUAGCGUGGCUGGACCUGUCCACUGGCCAGUUCUUCACUCAGUCCACCACACUAUCGUCGUUAGGGUCGACGUUAUCUCGCGUCUGUCCAAGGGAAGUUGUGCUGGACGAAGAUCUCCAGACCAACCGAAGCCACCAUGUGUUCUCCAUAUUGGCUGAGGAGAAGCACCUCAUCACGUACACGCCUCAAGGUGACCUGGCGUCCCUGUCCGAUUGGACACCCAUGCUUGAAUCUGAGAUACCGCCGCAUGCACUAAACAGUUUCACCGGCGAUGAAGUCAAGGCCGGCAGUCUUCUGCUGCAUUACGUAAAGGACCGGCUCCAGGGGAUCAGCAUGAAGCUGCAGCCUCCGCUCCGUCACGAGACAAUGCAGGUCAUGAACAUUGACAAAAAUAGCAUGCGAUCACUGGAGGUCAAACAGACAAUCAGGGACAGCGUCUUCCGAGGGAGCUUGCUGCAUGCCAUCAGGCGCACCGUGACAAAAAGUGGCGCCAGGCUGCUCAACGAGUGGCUGAGCGCGCCAUCGACGUCCCUGGAAACCAUCGGCUUCCGGCAAGACCUCGUGGCGCGUUUCAUUCAGGAUGAAACACUGCGGGAUGGCCUCAUUCUCCUCCUGCGUAGAAGCCAUGACUCACAACGGCUUGUCCAAAAGUUUGCUCUGGGCCGUGGGGAUGCCGAUGAUCUCUUGGGGCUUGCUAACACCAUUAAGGCCACGGAGGACAUUGUCUCUAUGCUCGAUAGGGGAAAUGCUUCUGCCGACAAUCAGGACAAUGACUGUCUCAAAGUCAUGGUGGGCCGCAUCAGCCUUGACCAGCCACUGGCUCUAGCCCGCCGUAUCAGGGAGGCAAUUGAUGAAGAGGGACUCGUCCAGCAGCACCAAAUUGAAGACAUCGAAGCCGGAGAGAUGAUAGCACUGGCGCAAGAAGUGAUUGGCACUGAAGGCGAACCGGACGAUUCGUCGGCGCUGCCCAAGACUGCUGCGAAGAAGAAAAAGGCCACUUCACUGAAGGAUUACUACGGCGAAGACAAUGAGGUCUGGGUCAUGAGAGCAGAAGCGAGUCCCGGCCUCAGGCGGCUGCACGCCGAACUUGCAUCUCUAUGGGAGGAGAAGGCGUUGCUAAGCGAGACAUUGAAAGAGCGGCUAGGGGCAUCCAGUCUCACACUGCGAUGGAGUCCUGGGCUCGGCCAUAUCUGCCACAUCAAGGGCAAAGAUACCCGCAAUGUCACAGAUAUCAAGGCCAUCAGCUCCAGUCGGACGACGCGCUCCUUUCAUCUCCCAGAAUGGACCAAACUGGGUCAGAAACUAGACCAAGUCCGCUUUCAGAUCCGAGCUGAAGAGCAGCGCGUUUUUCAACAACUCCGUCAACAGGUUGUGCUCAAUAUUGUGAAGCUGCGGCGGAAUGCGGCGGUUCUUGACGAGCUGGAUAUUACGACAUCCUUCGCGCGCUUGGCCAUCGAGCAGAGCCUGACUAGGCCCGUUCUCAACCACAGCACGGCGCACACAAUUGUCGGGGGCAGGCAUCCCACCGUCGAAGGCGGGCUGCAGGAAGCCGGCCGGUCUUUUACACGGAACGACUGCUUCGUCGGCGCACCGUCCCACGGGCAGCUGUGGCUGAUCACCGGGCCCAACAUGGCGGGCAAGAGCACCUUUCUCCGGCAGAACGCGCUGAUCACGAUCCUGGCGCAGAUAGGGUGCUACGUGCCCGCGGAUUACGCCGAGCUGGGCAUCGUGGACGCCAUCUUCAGCCGCGUCGGCUCGGCGGACAACCUCUACCGCGACCAGAGCACGUUCAUGGUGGAGAUGCUGGAGACGGCGCAGAUCCUGCGGUACGCCACGCCGCGGUCGUUCGUCAUCAUGGACGAGAUCGGGCGCGGCACGACGCCCGAGGACGGCGCCGCGGUCGCCUUUGCCUGUCUCCAUCAUCUGGCCACGAUCAACAAGUCCCGGACCCUGUUCGCAACGCACUUCCAUACCAUUGCGGACCUGGUGGCAGAUCACGGCAUGCGCGUCGCUGACGGCGGCGACAAGGGCAUCGUGGAGACGUAUUGCACUGACGUCGAGGAGGACGAGCACGGUGGGUUUGUCUACGUUCACAGACUACGGAAAGGCAUCAAUCGACAGAGCCACGCGCUCAAAGUCGCAAGGCUGGCUGGGUUGCCAGAGCAAGCUAUACAGGUGGCUCAGCAGGUCAUGGGUGAUACUACGAAGGGGAACGCUGUACAACAUAACGGAAAGAUCAAGUCCCGGAUGGGCACAACUGUAGGAUAG
This is a messenger RNA of Phaeoacremonium minimum UCRPA7, 2733 nucleotides long. Its product is annotated as putative 2 protein. Gene Ontology annotation, molecular function: ATP binding; mismatched DNA binding; ATP-dependent DNA damage sensor activity. Gene Ontology annotation, biological process: mismatch repair. The coding region runs from base 1 to 2733 and encodes 910 amino acids. The transcript has 2 exons. The record is from RefSeq and is a predicted model, not a curated record. NCBI's taxonomy places the organism in Eukaryota, Fungi, Ascomycota, Sordariomycetes, Togniniales, Togniniaceae. Gene Ontology annotation, cellular component: nucleus.